AUUCUCCUCUAAUGUCAGAUACUCAUUAGACUGGUUAGGGAGGAGCAGCAGCACAGCAGAAGGCUUAACUUUGCUCUUCAUCGCGGCGAAACCCUAGCUCCAAAGAUGCCUAAGCAAAUACACGAGAUCAAGGAUUUUCUUCUAACAGCUAGAAGGAAGGAUGCACGGUCAGUGAAGAUAAAGAGGAGCAAAGAUGUGGUGAAGUUCAAGGUGCGCUGCUCUAAGUAUCUGUACACACUCUGUGUCUUUGACUCUGAGAAGGCUGAUAAGUUGAAGCAAUCACUUCCCCCAGGUUUGAGUGUGCAAGAUCUGUGAGCGGCAAUUCGUUUGCAUCAAGCAGUGUUGCCCAGAAUUAUUUUGAUUUGUUUCACAGUUGCCAUGACAAAGACCCCGUUUUAAGUGUGUGAAUGUUGCUUAUCUUAAUCGUAGAGGAUUUGAGAUCUUGCCAGCAAUUAGAUGUAUACAACUCAGCUGAAACUGUAUUUUGGUCUAAAUUUGACUUCCAAUUGAGUGAUUGGGCAGACGUCUAACUGGAGCUUGCUAUCAUUUCCAAAGAUGGCCUGGACACCAUAAAUAGUUGCCUUGUCGCUUCCCAAAGCUGGCACAAACUCCGUUUGAUUUGAAUAGGAAUCCCAAGCUAAUCUGCAGCGGUCUUUCCGCCCUGGUUUUCUGACUUCUUUAAAUGAAUUUAUCAAUUAUGGCA
Coffea eugenioides is the source of this 703-nucleotide messenger RNA. RefSeq names its product 60S ribosomal protein L38. Gene Ontology annotation, biological process: protein-RNA complex assembly; translation. Gene Ontology annotation, molecular function: structural constituent of ribosome. NCBI's taxonomy places the organism in Eukaryota, Viridiplantae, Streptophyta, Magnoliopsida, Gentianales, Rubiaceae. The record is from RefSeq and is a predicted model, not a curated record. The transcript has 3 exons. The coding region runs from base 106 to 315 and encodes 69 amino acids. Gene Ontology annotation, cellular component: cytosolic large ribosomal subunit; ribosome.